This is a messenger RNA of Syzygium oleosum, 1985 nucleotides long. Its product is annotated as APO protein 4, mitochondrial-like. The coding region runs from base 454 to 1440 and encodes 328 amino acids. The transcript has 3 exons. Gene Ontology annotation, molecular function: RNA binding. Lineage: Eukaryota; Viridiplantae; Streptophyta; Magnoliopsida; Myrtales; Myrtaceae. The record is from RefSeq and is a predicted model, not a curated record.
GAUUAUUGGUUAUGUUGGCUAACACAGCUGAUGUCGGUGUGUGUGCUGCGGUCCGACGGAUCCUUCUGCUGAUAGGCAUAGCGAAAGCUGAGGACUUCGGCGCCGGGGCCAAAGACCCAACUGCACAUUCGAAUCAAAAUCCCGACUUGAUCCACCCCACGACCAUCUCCUUCCGACCCACCAUCGGAAUCCGCUGAAUUUCUGCUCCCAAGGCAGCGAACGAGCCGGAGGGAGACGACUCGCACUCGCUUAGCCUGUGUAACCAAAGCACUACCGUCGAUUUUCGAUCCGUCCUCUCUUUUCGAGCAACUGGGUGUCAUCUUCAAUCUUCAGUUUCUCCUUCCUCGUACAUUCCAAUCACCUGGCUCCCUUGCCCGCCAGGUAGUUGAUGAAAUUCCUCACUGACAGGGACCCGCGAGUUUUUUCCAUUUUCAUUAGCUGGGGGAGUUGCAAAUGGUUCCUGGGAGGGAACUGUGUCGAAUCUUUCUUGAAGGGAGACGCUUUCGCAGCAUGUAUGCUCGGUUUUACAGCGCGAAAGUGGACCUGAAAGAGCUCCGGCCUAUGAUUCUGAAGAGGAUUGAAGGCAGGGCCCAGGAUUAUCCGGUCCCGGGUAUGGUUCCCGUCGCGCAGGAAGUGUUGAAGGCCAGGACUUUGCUCAUCCAGGGCGUGUCGACACUUCUCAGGUUCUUCCCAGUUGCAGCUUGCAAGUUCUGUUCGGAGGUAUAUGUAGGUGAAAAGGGACACCUAAUUCAAACAUGCUGUGGUUAUAGGCGUCGUGGCAAAAAUCGAGUUCACGAAUGGAUCAGUGGUGGAAUAAAAGAUAUUCUUGUACCGGUCGAGUCAUUUCAUCUUAAAACGAUGUUCCAAGAUGUCAUAAAGCACCAUCAGCGGUUUGAUUAUGAUCGUGUACCUGCUGUUGUUGAGCUAUGCUAUCAGGCUGGAGCUGAUUUACGUGACGAGAAUCUAGAGUGCAUGCCUGGAUCUGAUGAUGCUCAGAUCGAUAGCAAUGAAGCUGAGGUUGUCUCGGCUGACGAUCUGAUAUCGAUAGCAAAUGGGACUUUGAGGGCAUGGGAGACGCUUAGGUCUAGUGUGCAGAAAUUAUUAUUAGUUUACCCGGCAAAAGUCUGCAAGUAUUGUUCAGAGGUCCAUGUUGGGCCAUCUGGCCACAAGGCUCGGGUAUGUGGGGUAUUCAAGUACCAGAGUUGGCGUGGUGGUCACUUCUGGAAGAAGGCUGAGGUAGAUGAUCUGGUGCCCUUGAAUAUUGUUUGGUUCCCUCGACCUCAAGAUCCUCAUGUGCUGGUAGACGAAGGACGGAAUUUCUAUGGUCAUGCACCUGCUGUGGUGAGUUUAUGUGUGCAGGCUGGUGCUGUUACUCCAGCCAAGUACCAUUGUAUGAUGAAAAUUCAAGGUCAAACUGCGCCUAUUUCAACUGAGCUUUGAAGCACAAUAUGGAUUUGAUUACAGUUCGGAUGCUCUCAUCUUGCACAGGUCUUAUACCUGCAGCUGCAGAUGCUUGAGGCAAGCACCCACCAACAGAUUGAGAAAUGAAGAAUAACCAUUUUAGAUAAUAAAGUUAAUGGCAGAGAAGGGAGAAAAUUUCCUUUUUACAGUGAAAUGACCAAUGAUUCCACAGUUGCCUGUCUCAGUUUUCUGUUGAUCUGGCAGCAUGAUGGUGCACCCCUUACUAUAUCACAAGUCCAUGGAUAACAAUUAACAUGCCAUUUUGACCUAUUAUCUGUUGCUUUUCCAGUUUCUCUAAUUGAUCAGGCAAGCUCAAAUGAGGCAAUGGGUAAGGAGAGAAUUUAAAGGGGACAAAACUUAUUCUUUUUCAUCUGUUUCUGAUGUCUGAUGUUGGUAUAGUAUGAUUAGACAGAAAUGGCUGGAUAUGCUUUUGUGUCAUUGUACUGUAUGAAGAUUGGAAAUGGCUCCCUGAUUGCCACUCACCAGAAUAAUAAAAGAUGCGGAUGAUUCGGUCUUUGCUGCUA